This is a messenger RNA of Cavia porcellus (domestic guinea pig), 1577 nucleotides long. It is a transcript of the gene Spp1, whose product is annotated as secreted phosphoprotein 1. The transcript has 7 exons. Lineage: Eukaryota; Metazoa; Chordata; Mammalia; Rodentia; Caviidae. The record is from RefSeq and is a predicted model, not a curated record. Bases 138 to 1157 code for a protein of 339 amino acids. Gene Ontology annotation, molecular function: extracellular matrix binding. Gene Ontology annotation, biological process: osteoblast differentiation; cell adhesion; positive regulation of bone resorption.
CAGCAUUUAAAUUCCGCAGGCCCGGGCUGUCAGCAGCAGCGAGAGGAGGCAGGAGCGCAGACAGCAUCCUCCAGCGCCUGACUCCUGGGCAGCCGCAGCCUUCCCUGCAGGACACCCGCAGAGGAAAAUUCACCAUCAUGAGGGUUACUGUGAUUUGCUUUUGCCUCUUAGGCAUCGCCUCCUCUUUCCCAGUUAAGCAGGCUGAUUCUGGCAGCUCUGAAGAAAAGCUGCACGACAACAAACUCCCAGAAGCUGCAUCUUCAUGGUUAAAAUCUGACCCAUCCCAGAAGCAGAAUCUCCUAGCACCACAGAAUGCCAUGUCCUCUGAAGAAACCAACGACUUGAAACAAGAGACCCUCCCAAGCACCUCGAAUGAGAGCCACGACCACAUGGACGACCUGGAUGAUGAAGAUGAUGGAGACCUGGACACCGAUGACCCCAAUGACGAGGAUGAUGCUCACCAUUCCAACGAGUCUGACCAUUCCGAUGAAUCUGAUGAAGUGGUCACCGAGGCCCCCACGAAUGGCCCGGAAACCCCCAUUUUCAGUCCCAUUGUCCCCACUAUAGAAACAUUUGACGGGCGAGGCGAUAGUCUAGCUUACGGACUGAGGUCAAGGUCAAAGAAGCUCCACGUUUCUGACAGUCAGUUCUCCGAUGUCACAGACGAGGACCUCACCUCACAUGUGAAAAGCCAGGAGUCCCACGAAGCACACCAGGCUGUGCUCCUUGCCCAGCACCUGAAUGUGCCCUCUGACUGGGACAGCCAUGGCAAGGACAGUCACGAGUCCAGUCAGCUGGACGACCUGAGUGUGGAGACCCACAGCCAGGAGCAUCCCAGAGAGCACACACGGAAGGCCCGAGACCACAGCAGUGAGCACUCCGAUGCGGUGGACAGUCGGGAAGGCGCCAGAGCCAGCCCGGCGCUCCGCAGCCAGGAGCACCACAGCCAGGAGCUCCGCAGCCAGGAGCAUCACAGCCAGGAGCUCCGCAGCCAGGAGCUCCGCAGCCAGGAGCAUCACAGCCAGGAGCUCCACAGCCCGGAGCUGCACAGCCCGGAGCUCCACAGCGUCGAAGACCCCAAGAGUAAGGAGGAAGACGAACACCUGAAAAUCCGAAUAUCUCAUGAGUUAGAUAGUGCGUCUUCCGAGGCCAAUUAAAAGAGAGGAAAGUAAUUUCUUAAUUUGCUCUUAGUAAAAAGAAAAAAAAUUCAUUAUAGAGCAUUGAGAAAGAACAUGAAAUGUUUAUUUAGGAGGUGAAUGUAUAUGUGUGUGGCUUUGGAAAUUAAUGUUUUCAAUCGUUAGUUCAGUUUGUUGCUUCGUGGUAAUACCCUUGUAGCCUGCAAGCUUUAGCAUUUUGUCUAUGUUCUUUCAAUGGAAGAAAUGCAAGCCCUCACUGCAUUUUAAUGUUGGCUGUUCUUUUAUGAUUGGAAAUGUAUGUAGAGGCAAACAAAAACACUUUCACACAAUUGCAAGAGAUUAUAACAUUUUAUAUCACUAUAAUCUUUUCGUUUUUAAAUUAGUGUAUAUUUUGUUCUGAUUAUUUUGUUGGUAUGAAUAAAUCUCAAAUCUGGAAUGUAA